Talaromyces rugulosus is the source of this 1599-nucleotide messenger RNA. RefSeq lists its product as uncharacterized. The transcript has 4 exons. The record is from RefSeq and is a predicted model, not a curated record. Lineage: Eukaryota; Fungi; Ascomycota; Eurotiomycetes; Eurotiales; Trichocomaceae. The coding region runs from base 1 to 1599 and encodes 532 amino acids.
AUGGCUGUGACGCUGGCCACUGCCCAUCUCGGCCUCUUUCGCUGGCUCAAUGAACGUCGCGUCGACCAAACCAUCGACCAGCCCUAUGUCACUGCUCUGUCCCUCGUCUUCGUGAACGGAUUUCGCAUGUUUCUGGCCGCUUCUCUCGGGAUUUCAUUCAUUCAAAUCGUUUGGAAAAUCCUACGUCACAAACCAAUGAGACUGUCCGACCUGGAUAGAUUGUUGUCGAUACUAGGAAAUCCGCUCCAGCUGGGCUGCGUCAAUCUCAUUUCGCGUACCCCGAUUCCCUUUCUCUGUGCGCUUGUGUUUUGGUGUCUGCCCAUCGCGAUGAUCUUCCCGCCGAGUGCGUUGACGGUGGAAUCGAGGAUGUUUACAACCGUUUCGGAGCAGCUGGUGCCUAUGGUCGAUCCGGGGUUUAUAGGGAAUAAUACAUAUCAAGGGAUGCUAGCAAACGCACUCUGGGCGUCGGAUAAUCUCGGGAAUUAUGGGUCUCCCAGCAAUAAAGCUUCCAGAGUCGCCAGACAGGCGAUUCUGGCUGGAAGCUACAUCACAUCACCAUCCCCAUGUGGACAGAACUGCUCAUAUUCAAUCGAUAUUUCAGGGCCUAGUUUUCAAUGCAACGAUACUGUUUCACCAGAUCUCGCUACUUGGGUCAAUGGGACAUAUCCACAGUACGACGCAUUCGAAUAUGUCUAUCUCGCUUCCCAGAACAGUCAUGUCCUGACAUAUCCAUCCUGGGAAUUCAUUUUCGAAUUACAGUGGUCAAGCGCCAAUACCAGAGGUUAUCAAAAUUUGAGUUGUACCGCUUACGAGGCUCUUUAUUCGUUUCAGAUCAGAUAUCUGAACGGCGAACAAACCGUCACGAUGACAAACGUUCAGCAUAUUACAAAGUUGAAUGCGUCGCAUUUCUACGGCGAUUACGGCCUGCAGCCUGUAGAUGGCGGGCCUAAAUUUUUGGUCAAUUCUUCUUCGGUUAGCCUGGAGGGUGGAAAUAUAACAGAUAUCAACAGGAGAAUGAACAUUGCAGCAAUUCAGGAUACCCUCGUCGAUGCAUUUUCGGGGUAUAUAGAUCGCUUAAUUCUGCAUACUCAACAACCCGCGAAUACAAUCAUAGAACUCUCUGAGCUGUACUCGGGGCCUGCAACCGCGCCGGUUUUUGACAUUAGUGCUGCGACAAUGCAGAACCUGUUGCAGAACAUCACCAUAUCGAUGCUCUCGCUCAACCAGACUACAAUCCGCACCAAUGUCACACAGUCCACCGGCGUGAAUGUGUAUUCCUUCAGCGACCAGGCGCGUCUGGUUCUUCCAUACUUUAUUGUUCUCCUCAUCUCCUUGCUCUUCAUCAUCGGCGGCGGUUUUGCGCUGGUUAGUAAUGGUAUUUCGGCGAGUACGGGCGGUUUGUUUCAGACGCUCUGUACGACCAGAGGGAGUGAUCGACUGGGGGAUUUGGCAGCAAAGGGGUGCCUCGGAGGAAGAGAGAAUGUGCCGGAUGACCUGAAGGAUUUGAAGGUCAUGUUUGGCGUUUUGAAGAAUAGGUCGAGAAUGGCGGGGUUGGGGACGCAGGAGGAGGUUGUUCCGUUGAUCAAGGGGGGGUUUUAA